Messenger RNA from Apaloderma vittatum (bar-tailed trogon), 895 nucleotides. RefSeq names its product immunoglobulin-like domain-containing receptor 2. Gene Ontology annotation, cellular component: membrane. Lineage: Eukaryota; Metazoa; Chordata; Aves; Trogoniformes; Trogonidae. The transcript is spliced from 6 exons. The annotation marks the transcript as partial. The record is from RefSeq and is a predicted model, not a curated record. Gene Ontology annotation, biological process: pancreas development.
AUGCAUUCGGGAUUUUCCUCUCCUCAGUGGCUGUGCAAAGGAAUGAAAGGUCUGCAGCAAGCUGAAGUGGAAGGAUUGCAGGUGACUGUGCCUGAGAAGAAGAAGGUGGCCAUGUUGUUUCAGCCUGCUCUGCUUCGCUGCCAUUUCUCUACUUCUUCCACCCAACCAGCUGUGGUACAGUGGAGGUUUAAAUCUUACUGCCAGGACCGGAUGGGAGAAGCUCUGGGGAUGGCGACUUCUGGUUUGCAAACAAUGAGCAAGAGGAACCUCGACUGGGAUCCCUACCUGGAUUGUGUGGACAGCAGGAGAACGGUCCGUGUCGUGGCCUCCAAACAAGGAUCUGCUGUCACUAUAGGGGACUUCUAUAAGGAAAGAGAUAUCAGCAUUGUCCACGAUGCAGACCUUCAGAUUGGGAAGCUGAUGUGGGGAGACAGUGGGCUCUAUUACUGCCUUAUUAUCACACCAGAUGAUGUGGAGGGCAAAAAUGAAGAAUCAGUGGAGCUGCUUGUGCUUGGCAGGACAGGGCUGCUUGCUGAUCUCUUGCCCAGUUUUGCUGUGGAGAUUAUGCCAGAGUGGGUCUUUGUGGGCCUGGUGAUCCUGGGGGCGUUCCUGUUCUUCCUCCUGGUGGGGAUCUGCUGGUGCCAGUGCUGCCCACACAGCUGCUGCUGUUACGUCCGCUGCCCCUGCUGUCCUGAGUCCUGCUGCUGUCCCCGGGCGCUGUAUGUAGCAGGCAAGGCUGCAAAAGCCGGGUACCCUCCUGCAGUCUCUUCCAUGCCGGGUCCGUACUACAUCCCCAGCGUUCCUGUAGCUGGUGUCCCUUCCCCUGCUGUGCUGAGGGAUAAGUCGCACCCCCCUCCCUUGGCCCCAAGUGACUCCAGCGGAGGAAGCCAAAAUG